CAACAACGAAAGCAAUACCUUAAAUUCUGUGGAAAGAAAUAUAUUUUUGGCAAGCAAACAAACGCAAGAUAGUAUGUACAUAGUUAUAUAAGACACUGUAAAUGUUAUAGGAAAACGCAGCCAAGUGCUUCAGUGCUAUCGAUGAUGUCCGCUCGCCGGCACACCGACACCUCAGCGCUACUCUCAAGGCAACUCAAGUCAAACUGAAGCAUUUUACUGCAGCGACGCGGACGCAGACGCUGACGUCGAUGUCAAAGAAGGUUGUGCUACAUAUUAAAUACAUAAUAAAAAUAAUCAUACAGCAUAAAGAUAAGCACCAAAAAAAAAAAAACAAGAACGUAUAUACUUGUAUAGGCAACUCAUAGAAAACUGGCAACUGGCGACAGGCAACAAUGUCCGUGGAUUUUAUCCUGCCAAAUCGCAACAAGAUACAAACGAUUGCCUAUGCGAGCAAGAAAUAUGCGCCCAGCACCGACUUGCAAAGCUGGCGGCGCCCAAAGGCCAGGAAUAAUCAACAGACGCUGCGGAAAUUAAAACCGCCCAGUGCCGAGAGCAAGUCCGUGCUUAAGAAUGCCAACGGCAAUGGCAGUAAAUCCAGAACCGGCACUAAGGAGACCAAACGGUCUGCCAGGUCUGUAGUGAAGCGCGAGAUAAUUGUGCUCGAAGACGAGGACGAUGAUGAUGAUGACGAAGCUGAUGAUGAUGACGAUGAGCUGUGCGAGCACUUGGAGUGGUCCGCGGCCCAGUCAUUGGUGCAAAUGAACUCCAAACAGGAGAAACAGCGACGUAUUGGCCGUCUGCUGUUGGACAAUGUCGACCAUUUAGCAUCAGCACCGGCACCAGCAACAACAAUAACACCAGCACCAGUAUCAAUGCGCCGUCCACUUGCCGUUGGCCGUGCGCCCACAGAAGACGGUAAGGUAAUCUUCUACGCACCGCCCGCAAAUGGCAGCGCCAAGCAACCGGAACCUGUUGCCAUCAAGCGGGAGCAACAAGUGCCGGCGACAUUAUCGCCAUCUACAUCGACUACCUCGCCACCAAUGUCGAUUUAUCGCGGCCGCAGCGUCGAGGAGACAGAGGCAGCUCACGAUCUGCUAUCGCUCUCUCAGAGCUUGCCUCCGCUCAUACCUCCUUGCGUGGUCACCAUCAUGAAGACAGAGAUGGCACAUAGGUCGGCUGGGGCCGAGCACUUGCCCAUCAUGCAGGAGAUAUCGAAUGCUUCCAAUAAUAAGUCUACGAUCCAAUCACAGCCGCAGUCGCCGCCACAAUAUCAGAGCUCGAACAUUCGCUUCAUCGGCAGCAGUUCCUACGACAUGAUGCAGAGUGCGCCGGAGUCCUCCAACACCUGUUCGCCGCUCACACCGCCCAACUCGGACCACUCUUCGGACGUGGAUAUUGACAUGUCCUCGUCCUCCGAAUCCGGCCAAUUGCCUUGGACCAGCAAGCAUCACCAGCCGCAGCAACGCGCCUCUGCGCUCAAGCUGUGCCUCAACAUGCUCGACGGACGCACAAAGGCCAGCAAGGCGGCCGCUGGCAAGGAGCAGCAGCGUCAAAAGAACAGCAACAUUGGAAGCACAGCCUCAGGCAAUGUCAGUAGUGGCAGUACUGGCGCCGAUGGCUCCAGUGGAGAAAAUUAUGCCAAGCGCAAGCGGGGCUGCUAUAAGUGCUCGGAGUGUGGAAAGCAAUAUGCCACAUCCAGCAACCUGUCGCGCCACAAACAGACACACCGUUCUCUGGACUCGCAGUCGGCAAAAAAGUGCAACACCUGCGGAAAGGCGUACGUGAGCAUGCCGGCUCUGGCGAUGCAUCUUCUAACGCACAAACUCUCGCACAGCUGCGACAUAUGCGGCAAGCUCUUCUCUCGUCCCUGGCUGCUACAAGGUCACUUGCGAUCGCACACCGGCGAGAAGCCAUACGCAUGUUCUCACUGCGGCAAGGCGUUUGCCGAUCGCUCCAAUCUGCGUGCCCACAUGCAGACCCACUCGGGCGACAAGAACUUUAAGUGCCAUCAUUGUAACAAGACCUUUGCCCUCAAAUCCUAUUUGAACAAGCACUUGGAGUCGGCUUGUCUACGGGAUGUGGGCGCGAUAAUAACGGGCAAGAGUGGCGAGGACGGACACGAGGACGAUGAGGACGAUCUUAAGAACGAUGGGCUGGACAGCAGUGAUGAGAACAGUCAGGAUAUAGUGGUAGCUUAAAUGUCUUAUGUCCCUAGCCCAUUCAAAACAACAUAUAACCUAAAGCAAUACUCAAGCACCCUUAUCGGAUUAUAAAUCAGUCAAAUAGCCGCUUAUAGUUCUGAGCAUGAACUGGAAGUGCAAGUCGAUGAAUUAUUGGCAACAUCAAUCUUAUCUAAUUAGUAUGACUAGUUUUAAAAAUAUUUUCGAACCUUUUCUGGGUUGGGCACAAGGGCGGUAAGAUAAGAAGAAGAAAGAAAAGUAGAAAAGAAGAAAGCAACAACAACACUUUGGAAAAUGAAACAUUUUUAUUAAAUGAUUGACAAAAACAAAAGGUUUAUAAAAUCCAAAACGUAACUUAUAGUAAAAAUCUGACACAACGAAUAUUAUGGAACAUAAGUAGAAAUUCUAUAU
Scaptodrosophila lebanonensis is the source of this 2591-nucleotide messenger RNA. RefSeq names its product zinc finger protein 37. Gene Ontology annotation, molecular function: RNA polymerase II cis-regulatory region sequence-specific DNA binding; DNA-binding transcription factor activity, RNA polymerase II-specific. NCBI's taxonomy places the organism in Eukaryota, Metazoa, Arthropoda, Insecta, Diptera, Drosophilidae. The record is from RefSeq and is a predicted model, not a curated record. The transcript is spliced from 2 exons. The coding region runs from base 393 to 2198 and encodes 601 amino acids. Gene Ontology annotation, biological process: regulation of DNA-templated transcription.